This is a messenger RNA of Loa loa (African eye worm), 1129 nucleotides long. RefSeq lists its product as hypothetical. Bases 19 to 996 code for a protein of 325 amino acids. The transcript has 7 exons. Gene Ontology annotation, cellular component: mitochondrial inner membrane. NCBI's taxonomy places the organism in Eukaryota, Metazoa, Nematoda, Chromadorea, Rhabditida, Onchocercidae. Gene Ontology annotation, molecular function: monoatomic ion transmembrane transporter activity. Gene Ontology annotation, biological process: serine import into mitochondrion; monoatomic ion transport. The record is from RefSeq and is a predicted model, not a curated record.
CAGUUUGAAGUGAGAACAAUGUCUGAACUGGUAUCACAGAUGAAGCAUCCGCCCGAUAUAUCGAAACCGCGAUGGGAUCAGUCAACAUUCGAAGGGCGUGCUCGCCACUUUUUUGUAACUACAAAUCCGCUAAAUCUGUUUGUAUCUGGAAAACAAUUGGAGAAAGUAAAAAAGAUUGUCCUGGAUUAUAAACAAAAACGCAAAGUGCCUGAGAAUUUAACGGUUGAUGAGUUAUGGCAUGCGAAACACAUCUUCGAUUCUGCUUAUCAUCCUACCACAAAUGAACUUAUGAUUUUGCCAGGACGUAUGAGCUGCCAGGUACCUGGUAAUAUGCUCCUAAGUGGUGGCAUGCUGACUUUCUAUAAAUCCCCAAGUGCUGUAAUAUUUUGGCAAUGGAUAAACCAGUCAUUCAAUGCAGUUGUUAAUUAUACAAACCGUUCGGGCGAUAGCGUUUCCAACAAAACGCUUCUAACGUCAUAUUUCUGCGCAACGGGUGGUGCUGUUACUGCUGCGUUAGGACUCAAUUCACUGGUGAAGUCAAUGCCACCGUUGGUCGGACGUCUGGUACCAUUUUGCGCAAUUGCAAUUGCAAAUGCAAUCAAUAUACCUCUUAUGCGAUCCAAAGAGCUGAUAGAUGGCAUUGCGAUAAAUGAUGAAAACGGUAACAAAGUGGGCACUAGUAAGAAAGUAGCGCGGAUAGCUAUUACCAACGUCACGAUAAGCCGAAUUGGAAUGGCUGCUCCAUCAUUUUUCUGUAUACCAGUUAUGAUGAAUCAGAUCGUGAAGACGAAAUGGUAUCAGAAGCGACCUUGGGUAUCAGCUCCACUACAAGCACUGAUAGCCGGUUUCAUUCUGACAUUUGCAACACCACUGUGCUGCGCCAUUUUUCCGCAGAUAAGUUCCAUUGAAACAAAACAGUUAGAGCCAGAAGUUCAAAAUGAAAUCAGUAAGUCUCGCAACUUACCUGAACGCGUGUAUUACAAUAAAGGACUAUGAUCUGGGGUCUCAUUGCGACGCCUGAAUGUAAUGAUUAAGCUUGUGAAUUAAUAAUUUUCUUAAAUCUUUGUCUACUAGUUAUCUGUGUUGAAGACUGUUUAUUGUAAUUAUGAUAAAAGGAACUAAAGAGGUC